Messenger RNA from Eimeria tenella, 837 nucleotides. RefSeq lists its product as uncharacterized. The coding region runs from base 1 to 837 and encodes 278 amino acids. The transcript is spliced from 2 exons. Lineage: Eukaryota; Apicomplexa; Conoidasida; Eucoccidiorida; Eimeriidae. The record is from RefSeq and is a predicted model, not a curated record.
AUGAACUCCAUAGACCGCCAGCCCGUGCCCCUGGGGGGCUCGCGAGUCCCCGAGUCCAUGGGGGGCCCCAGCUGCCCCCCUUGGCAAGAGCUGGCUGAGCAGCAGCAGCAGCAGCCCUGCGAGGGCUUCGGCCCCGCCUGCGAGCUCGUGCUGUCGCUGCGGGAGCAGAUUGGCGCCAUGAAGAAGCAGCUCUCCAACUUGGCCGUGCCCAUGAAGGCUUACAUCUACAGCACCGCGGCGCCUGACCGUUCCGCCAUCGAGAGCGCGUUGGGCGCUGUGGACGACGCGGCAGCAGCAAUCGGGUCUGCAGCAGCGGCAGCAGCAGAAGCAGCAGCAGCAGACCCCUGCCUGCCCGCAGAAGUGAAGGCCGAAGCUGCCAAAGUCCUCAAUGCUGUUCGCUGCGACGUUGCGCAGCAGUCCGCAGACAGCCGGGCCCUGUGCCUGGUCACAGCAGACAAGGCAGAUGCAGACGCAGCCAAGCGCCAGCAGCAGCAGCAGCAGCAGCAGCAGCAGCAGCGAGAGCAGCAGCAGCAGGAACAGGAACAGCGGGCCGAGCAGCAGCAGCAGGAGCAGCAGUCACAGCUGCAGGCACAGCAGCCGCAGGGCGAGCAGCAGGCGCAGCAGCAGCAGGCAGAGCAGCAGCAGCAGCAGCAGCAGCAGGAAGCGCGGAUGCCGCGGCCGCAGUUUGCAAAGGAGCUGUACGGCGAUUUCAAUUUGCUGCUGGGCCCCAUCACUCGCCGGCUGUUUGCAGCUCAAACGAAGCUCUUGGCCUUAAUUAAAAAUAUCAAAAAGAACAAAAGAUCUUUUAGUUGUGAAGAAGAAGAAACGAACAACUAA